AUGGAAAGCAAGAUCAAGGAGCUCCGGGGCAUCCUCAAGGACUCCGCGGCCGCGCAGCGCGCCGCGGACCCGCGCCAGAUUGCCCUCCAGCACGCCAAGGUGAUUCAGCACCGCAAGGACAUGGAGGCCGAGAUUCUCGACAGCCUCAUCCUGCUGUCCGAGUACCCGCUCGAGCGCGGCGCCUCGCACACGGCGUCGACGCCGGCCGCGUCCGACGUGGCCGCCUUCAAGACACACGUGCGGCUCUUCCAGCCGUCCGACUACGACGACCUCAUCGAGGAGCGGCACGUCAACGGGCUGUGCGGGUACACGCUGUGCCCGCGGCCGCACCGCGACUACGGCCCCGGCGGCGGCGAGUGGAAAAUUACGCGCAGCGGCAUCGUGCGGCGCAGGGACCUCGAGCAGUGGUGCUCGCCGGCGUGCGCCCGCCGCGCCCUCUACGUCAAGGUGCAGCUCAGCGAGACGGCCGCGUGGGAGCGCGCCGGCAUGCCCGACGUCCGCAUCGACCUGCUCGAGGAGGCGCAGCUCAGCAGCGACAUGGACGCGGCCACGCAGCAGCUGGCAAAUUUGCAAAUUGAGGAGCAGGAGCGCCAGAGCCGGGACGCUGAGGCGCUGGCGCUCGAGAGGGGAGAUCGGCCGCCGGGGACCGUGGCGGCCGGGGAAAAGCAGAGGGUCAACGUGACGCUCAAGGAAAGGGAGACGACGCAGAUGCCGGACGUGUCGAAUUUGAGCAUUGGCGAUGCUGAUGAUCAUUUACUCGUCGAGGGCCACAGGGCCCGACUGGGAGGAGACCCUGCCCAUCAAUGA
Messenger RNA from Akanthomyces muscarius, 807 nucleotides. RefSeq lists its product as uncharacterized. Gene Ontology annotation, cellular component: cytoplasm; nucleus. The record is from RefSeq and is a predicted model, not a curated record. NCBI's taxonomy places the organism in Eukaryota, Fungi, Ascomycota, Sordariomycetes, Hypocreales, Cordycipitaceae. The transcript has a single exon. Gene Ontology annotation, molecular function: RNA polymerase core enzyme binding; RNA polymerase II CTD heptapeptide repeat phosphatase activity. The coding region runs from base 1 to 807 and encodes 268 amino acids.